Messenger RNA from Rhagoletis pomonella (apple maggot), 1949 nucleotides. RefSeq lists its product as uncharacterized. The record is from RefSeq and is a predicted model, not a curated record. The transcript has a single exon. NCBI's taxonomy places the organism in Eukaryota, Metazoa, Arthropoda, Insecta, Diptera, Tephritidae. The annotation marks the transcript as partial.
AUGGAAACCUUUAUUCGUUUGGCAGAAUCUGUAAUCGAAUUUGAAUCAGAUUACAGUAGCACACCAGCCGCAGAGCAAAACAAACACGGCCUUGCAAUACAGCAAGACGAACUAAAGGCUUUGUGGGAAAAGACCAAAGUAGCUUAUGACGCGAUCAUAAAUAAUGAAGGAAUUUCUAAAGAUGACAUUAAAGCAAUUAGACGGAAACAUAAGGGCUCGUUUUCCAGCUAUGUCAAAUGCAUGUCGGCAAUGGCUAGUCAGUCUGACACGCUUGUAAACGCAGAGAAGGAUGUACAAGAUCAGUCGGUUCGUGAACACAAUAUUCACCUCCCUCCGUGUGACACAGAUGUGUUCAAGGGCGACUAUCUGUCAUGGCCAGCGUUCCGUGACAUGUUCACAGCCAUAUACAUCCUCAACAAGCGACUCACCCCUGUUGAGAAACUAUUUCACCUGAAUCAGAAGACUCAAGGGGAAGCCAAAGACAUAGUAAGAAAAUGUCCACUCACCAAUGAAGGUUUUCAAACGGCCUGGAAUAACCUGUGUGAGAGUUAUGAAAAUAAGCGUAUCAUAAAUAAGCAACUAAAAAUUCUUUUUAAUCUAAUUUCUAUAGAUAGUGAGUGUGGUAGCUCACUGAAGAAGUUGCAGCGCGAUAUAAAUAAUUGCUUAUCAGCCCUCAAGAGCCACAACAUUGACAUAUCGAAUUGGGAUGCAAUUAUUGUAUAUCUUUGCUCAACUAAACUUCCCGACUGUACGCUGGCUCUAUGGGAACAAACCAUAGACCAUAAGAAAGAUUUACCAAAGUGGGAAGACUUGGACAAGUUCCUAUCGAAUAGGUUUCAAACCUUGGAAACCAUGUCAGGCAUAAAAGGCACAAAGUCUGUAAAAGCGUCAAAGCCGCAAAACACCAGACAUCCCUCAGAAGCCCCCACAAAAAGACUUGGCGCGUUCCAAACAAACGUAACCAAGUACACAUGUAAAAUGUGCCAAACAAAUGAACACAAAUUACGCCGCUGUUCCCAUUUCCUAAAGCUAACGCCAACUGAAAGGAUAGAGUUUUUAAAGAGCAACAAUGCUUGCCUGAAUUGUCUGAGUUCUGGACAUACUGUAUCAAGAUGCACAAGCCCUUUCAAUUGCGGCACGUGUCACUCGCGACAUCAUUCGCUCCUUCACACCCAGACAAUUCCGCCAAAGGCAACACUGCCUCAAACGCCACCGAGCUCUGCCAAAGAUGUUGCCUCAACCUCGAAACAAGCUGCAGCAAGGCGUAACUUCAAUAAAACUAACUCCGGUAAAAGCAAAAACGUUAAGUCUAAUUAUGUAAAUAUGAACUCAGGUGUACUUUUAGGAACGGCUCGUGUAAAUAUACAUCUCAAUGGUACAGAUUUUUCAGCACGAGCACUCAUUGAUUCUGGUUCUGAGUGUUCCUUUAUAACAGAACGACUCAAACGCAGAAUCAACCUGCCAUCUAAGAAUAUGUAUGCCAAAGUUUCAGGCAUCACGAAUUCAACUUCUGCUCAGGUCAAGGAGGCAUGCAACAUAGAACUACGGUCCCCUGUUGACCUACUGUUUAGCCUACAUGCAACAGUGCUCGUGCUGACAAAAUUAACUGGAAAUCUUCCAUCCUGCCAUAUCAGCGCUAUGACUAUGCAGGCAUUUCCAGAUUUGAUUUUAGCAGAUAAAAGGUUCUACGUUAACGAAGAAGUAGACCUAGUACUUGGCGGAGACAUUUAUCCCCAAAUUAUUUUGUGCGGCUUGAAGAAAAAUGUUCUCAGUACACUUCUUGCCCAAGAAACCGUGUUCGGUUGGAUUUUAACCGGUUGCACAGAAGCACCAAAUCCAACAAACAACAUAGUUUCUUAUCAUAGCGAAGUUGCCUUGGAUAAACAACUAACAGCUUUCUGGGAACUAGAAGAUAUACCGAAAAACAAAAAUUUAAACGAAGACGACAA